AUGGAGACGCUCAACCUCACCAACUACUCCAACCUCAGCUCAGACAAUGAAAGCAGCAGUCUCUUCUCUGGGAGUCCCUAUAAGACGGUAGAGAUCGUGCUCAUCAUCCUGGUGGCCGGGUCACUCAGCCUCGUCACCAUCAUUGGCAACAUCCUGGUUAUGCUCUCCAUAAAGGUCAAUAGGAACCUCCAGACUGUCAACAACUAUUUCCUGUUCAGCCUAGCCUGUGCUGACCUCAUUAUUGGCCUGUGCUCCAUGAACCUCUACACUGUCUACAUUGUGAUUGGACACUGGCCCUUAGGCCCGGUCGUGUGCGACCUGUGGUUGUCCAUUGAUUACGUGGUCAGCAAUGCCUCAGUUAUGAACCUCCUCAUCAUUAGCUUUGACCGCUACUUCUGCAUCACCAAGCCUCUCAGCUAUCCGGUGCGCCGCAGCACCAUGAUGGCGGGGAUGAUGAUUGCGGCGGCCUGGGUGCUGUCAUUCGUACUAUGGGCUCCUGCCAUCUUGUUCUGGCAGUUCUUCGCGGGUGGGCGGACGGUGCCGCCUGGCGAGUGCUACAUCCAGUUCUUCUCCAACGCAACGGUGACGUUUGGCACGGCCAUCGCGGCCUUCUACCUGCCUGUGGCCAUCAUGAUCAGUCUCUACUGGCGCAUAUCCAAGGCCAGUCGCAGCCGGGUACGGAGGAACAGCAGGAAACCUUCAGGGAAUAGCCUGGGAGAAGGCCCAUCGCAGAGCCAGGAGGAUGGGUGCAGGGCCCAGCCCAAUGACUGCACUGUGACUGGGGAGGAGGAGGAGGAGGAGGGUGGGGAUGGAGAGAAGGUCUGGGAGGAGGUCCAGCAGCAGAAUGACAGGGAGCCCUGCAGAGGGGAAGGGCCAGACAGAGAUAGCUCUACCACAACAGUCAGCAACCUUGCCUCAUCAUCCAAUCAAAAGAUAGAGCCUGGCCUAUCACAGAAGGGGUCAAACGGUGAGGCCAAAUCCAGCCAGACGCAGUGUUGCUAUCAGAACCAGGCCAAAGGCUGUGGGCCCAAACUCUCCUGUAUCAGAAACAACUCCCGGCCUGAGGGAGAGACGUACAAAGCCACGUACAGCAACACAGAUUCCACCCCUGCAACAGAGAAACACAGCCUGGUGACACGGACGCUGUUAAAGGUGACAAAGAGGAACUCCAAGCAGAGCCCCAAGAGGAAGACGAAGAAGAAAAAGGGCCCUCCGUCCCGGGAGAAGAAGGUGACGCGCACCAUCAUGGCCAUUCUGGUGGCGUUCGUGGCCACGUGGACACCUUACAAUGUGAUGGUGCUCAUCAACACCUUCUGCUCCAGCUGCAUCCCCAACUCGCUGUGGACCAUUGGCUACUGGCUGUGCUACAUCAACAGUACCGUCAACCCGGCCUGCUACGCCCUGUGCAACACCACCUUCAAGAACACCUUCAGACAGCUGCUGCUCUGCCAGUACAGGAACAUACGUACGAUGAGGUCAUGA
Molecule: messenger RNA, 1482 nt
Organism: Oncorhynchus masou masou (cherry salmon)
Lineage: Eukaryota; Metazoa; Chordata; Actinopteri; Salmoniformes; Salmonidae
Product: muscarinic acetylcholine receptor M2-like
Exons: 3
Coding region: 1-1482 (493 amino acids)
Biological process (GO): chemical synaptic transmission; adenylate cyclase-inhibiting G protein-coupled acetylcholine receptor signaling pathway; regulation of smooth muscle contraction
Cellular component (GO): dendrite; synapse; plasma membrane
Molecular function (GO): G protein-coupled acetylcholine receptor activity; G protein-coupled serotonin receptor activity
Source: RefSeq, a predicted model, not a curated record